Saimiri boliviensis boliviensis (Bolivian squirrel monkey) is the source of this 3127-nucleotide messenger RNA. The record is from RefSeq and is a predicted model, not a curated record. Lineage: Eukaryota; Metazoa; Chordata; Mammalia; Primates; Cebidae.
AUGGAGACUGGACAGAGAGGGUCUCGCAAAGUCCGGAAGCUGGGCUCCAGCCGGCGGCGGCAGACAAGGGAGCCAGCCGACGGCGAAGAUGCUGCGGUGGCCCCAGAGCCAGAGUCCUGGUCAUCUCAGGCAGCGGCAGAACUGCAGGCCUUCUUCCAGGACUGCGGUGCCAAGGAGAGGGGCUUUGUCACCCGCGAGGACCUGGCGGUGGCCAAGUUCAGCUUCCUGGGUGGUGAGGAGCCAGAGAUGAUCUUCGACUGGGUGGAUGUGGAGCAGAAGGGACGCCUGUCCCUGGAAGAAUUCAGCUCUGGACUCAAAAACAUCGUUGGCUCCAGCCAGAGCGCCCAGAGGCUCCGCAGAAGGAAGCCACUGCCUUCUAAGCGGGUAUCUGCUACCACCAGCUUCCCAGCACUGGAGGAGGCCGACGAGGAGGAGAAGGAGGCGUUCCUUGCCUUCAUGGAGCAGCUGGGGACUGGACACUUACUUCCCAAGCAGACGGAAAUCUGGCAGCUGUGGGGGAAGCUGCGGCAGGAGGAGCCCCAGCUGGCAGGCAACCUGGCGGGCUUUAUGGCCAAGAUGACCAGCUGCCUGCAGGAGGCCCAGGCAGAGAAAGAGGCCCUGGAGCUGACCCUGAGGAAGCGAGACUCUGACCACCACCGCGAGGUGCAGCAGCUCUAUGAGGAGAUGGAGCAGCAGAUCCAGCAGGAGAAGCAGCAGCUGCAGGCUGAGAGCGACUCUCGGGGUCUGGCCUUCACCUCCCAGAUGCAGGACAUCCUAGAGGCCAAGGAGCGAGAGGUGCAGCGACUAGCUGAGGGCCAGAGGGAGCUGGAGGCCCAGCUCUCCCACCUCAGGAGCACACAUCAGGAGGCUGCCUCAGAGAACCAGCAGCUGCGGGAGGCCAAGCGUGACCUGGCUGGGAGGCUGGAGGAGGUGCGGGGGCAGCUGCAGGUGACCAAGGGGCGCCUUGACACCGCCAGAGGCCGGGUGUCCUGGCAGAUGGAGGAGAAACUGAGUGUUCCUGGAGCAGGUGAAAAGGCCCCAGACCCUCAAGCUGUCUCCCCUGAGGAGGGCCCCCUGCCUGGGCUGUUUGGGGACAACGAUGACUGGGACCAGCUCCUGAGCAGCUUUGGCAGCCCUCCGCAUGGAGCCCUGCAGCUCUGCUGGAGCCCACCCCCGAGCCCGAGAGCCGCCCCGGGCCCCGAGACACCCCGCGUGGUCAGGCAGAUCUCCAUCUCGGGGCCGCACACUCUGCUGUUUGGUCAGGAGCCACCUUCAGAUCCAGAUAGGGGUCCAAGGACCCCUCCUGGGGUGCCUUUCAGUGCCAAGGACAGUGAAGGAAUGGACCCAGAUGAGCAGGACAAUCGGGACGUUACCACAGAGCAGCCUGUUGAGACUCAGGACCAGGACGCCAACCAGGAGUCGGGGUCCAGACCUGAGGGCCGCCUCCUCUGGGGUCUCCCGGGACCCCCAGGUGGGGAGUCGGGAAGCCGGGUGGCAGCUGCAUUCAAAGUGCUCAUUCCAUUGGAGGAUGGGCUCCCUCCCCAAGUGAACGCUCCCCCUCCUCAGGGCCCAGCUGGGUCCAGCAAACAGAUCCAGGCCUCAGACUCAGAUAACAAGGGCCCUGGGUCUUGGGCUCCUCCCAGCGGGGCUCAGCCUGGGGCUGGAGCAGGACCCCAGGAACCCACACAGACCCCUCCCACCAUGACUGAGCGGGAAACCCAGCCUGGACCCUCACCCACAACUGCCCUCGAAGGAGUGGGCCCAGGCAAGCCGCCUAGGCAAAGAGAGGCCCUCCAGCAAGACCGGCGUGCCACUGGCUCUGGGCUAGGAUUGGGGUUCCAGAGGGCCAGAGCCCUUAGCCUGGGGCCAGCUGAGCCCUUCCAGGGCCUGGCAUCUGUGGGUCCGGUGCCCACAGAGAGGCUGGAGCAGGGCCAGGCAGGCCCAGCGGUGCAGGACGGCCUUCCUGAGGGGCUCAGAGAAGCUCGUGGCUGGGUUCUUGGGCUGGGUGAGCUGCCUUCUCUCCCCCACCGGGGGCUGGAAGAGGAACCCAGGGCUGAGGAAGGAGAACAGGUGGACCGAGGUGGGCAGGACCUCAGUUCAGAGCAGUUGGUUGAGGCUCACCGCCUGGAAACUGCGCGUUUGGAACACCCUCAGCAAGAGUCUCUGCUUGUUUCUCUCCCGUCUGCCACACCCCAGGCUCGGGCAGACGCUGAAGCCCCUGCUCCUGGAAAACCAGCACCUCCUCCCGUCAGGGCUCAGCCUGGGGCAGGACCCCAGGAAGCCACGCACACCCCUCCCACCGUGGCCGAGCCGGAAGCCCAACCCAGGCCACCGCUCAUGACCACUCACACAGAAGAACAAGGCCUCCCUCACUCCAGGGAGCCGAGGGCAGAAAGCAUGCUUGAAGAUCCAGGAACAGACUCCAGGGGGGCUGGGCUGACCCCGCCCCCAGGUGACCCCAUGGCCGGAAGGCCCCAGGCCAACCCUGAUUACCUCUUCCAUGUCAUCUUCCUGGGAGACUCCAAUGUGGGCAAAACGUCGUUUCUGCACCUGCUGCACCAGAACUCCUUUGCCACCGGAUUGACAGCUACCGUGGGAGUUGAUUUUCGGGUCAAAACCCUGCUGGUGGACAACAAGUGCUUUUUGCUACAGCUCUGGGACACGGCUGGCCAAGAGAGGUACCACAGCAUGACACGGCAGCUGCUCCGCAAGGCUGACGGGGUGGUGCUCAUGUACGACGUCACCUCCCAGGAGAGCUUUGCCCACGUGCGCUACUGGCUAGACUGUCUUCAGGAUGCAGGGGCUGAUGGGGUGACCAUCCUUCUCCUGGGAAACAAGAUGGACUGUGAGGAGGAACGGCGAGUGCCCACUGAAGCCGGGCAGCAGCUGGCCCAGGAGCUGGGGGUCUCUUUUGGGGAGUGCAGCGCUGCCUUGGGUCACAACAUCCUGGAGCCCAUGGUACACCUGGCCAGGUCACUCAGGAUGCAAGAAGACGGCCUGAAGGGCUCGCUGGUGGAGGUGGCCCCCAAGAGGCCACCCAAGAGAUCUGGCUGUUGCUCCUGAUCGCCUGUCCUGUCCCGGGUAGGAUGGACACCCCCGGGGUUUCCUGUCCCUCAGCUCCUGUCCU